Molecule: messenger RNA, 876 nt
Organism: Aspergillus affinis
Lineage: Eukaryota; Fungi; Ascomycota; Eurotiomycetes; Eurotiales; Aspergillaceae
Exons: 4
Coding region: 1-876 (291 amino acids)
Source: RefSeq, a predicted model, not a curated record
AUGCUUCGCUCUGAUUUUGUCGACCGUCUCGGUUGUAUUGCGGCUUUUAUGCAGAGUGUACUGUACAACGGAUUGGGAACACAUAUCGUUUUUGUGCCUCCCCAUGAACUCGUCGUUUACAUGAAGACCUUGUCCACAGGCAGUUUUACCUACACGCUAUGUAUCGCUUUCGUCAAACUAUCCAUUCUUGCUUUUUACAAGCGGUUGUUCCCCGUUAAACCGAUGGUCCUUGCUGUCAACAUUGUCGGAUCUGUCGUAAUCUUGUGGGCCUACGGUGUCUGCCUUGUCGGCGCAUUAACGUGCAUUCCUUUCCGAAAGUUGUGGGAUCCCACUAUUCCUGGCGGCUGCAUCGACCUUCCCAAAUUCUACUACGGCUUACAGAUCCCGAAUAUCGUCACUGACGCCAUCAUUUUGGGGAUGCCAAUGAAGGUCGUGUGGAACCUGCAUGUGCCUAGGACGCAGAAGGUGGCGUUGUCGGGCAUUUUCCUGCUCGGUUUCUUGUGCGAAACCCCAUCCCUGGUCCUGCUGGACUUCUCACUGAUUUUUGCUAGAACUUUGAUUUUUGACAUUAUUCGCCUGGUCGCAAUGGUUGAGCUCUCGGAGGCAGGAAAUGACAUUACAUAUGCGCAAACGCAACCCAGUGUCUGGACAUGCAUUGAGCCGGCCGUCGGUAUUACAGCGGCUUGUUUAUCCAACAUGCGCCCGCUUUUCAAAUUCCUGCCAAAGAUGCCUAAUAUUUCUUGGCCACGCAGCCUAACCCUAUCUCUAUCCGGUGAUACCUUCCGGAGGAAGAGUCUGUCCGGGAAGCACAUUCGGACGACGACUGUCGUCAAAGUUCACAGUCGAAACGGCAGCAAAAGCGCAAGCUCUGAUUAG